Symsagittifera roscoffensis is the source of this 2256-nucleotide messenger RNA. Its product is annotated as arginine/serine-rich coiled-coil protein 2-like. The transcript has 9 exons. Lineage: Eukaryota; Metazoa; Xenacoelomorpha; Acoela; Convolutidae. The record is from RefSeq and is a predicted model, not a curated record. The coding region runs from base 2 to 1849 and encodes 615 amino acids.
AAUGGAAUUGUAUGGAAGCGAAGUUCCCUUGAUUCCUCCAAGUCCAAAUUCAGAUACCGAAUGCGCAACUGAGAUGGAAUCGAUCAAAAACGCUGAUGAAAAACCAAAUGAUCCAAUAAUGCCAAUAAAACCUACCGAAGAAAUAUGCGCACCAGGAGGAGCUGUAAAUGAAGUACUAACUGGCUCACAUUCGAGCGACUCUGAAUCCGAUUCCGGCAGUAGUGGCAGUAGCAGUGAUGAGGACAGAGAUAGCAGCAGUGGAUCUUCCGGUUCAUCUGAGGGCAGUAGUGAGUCAUCUGAAAGUGACCAAGGCGAAAAAGCAGUUGAGCGAAGAAAACGAGAAAGACGUCAUAAAGCAAAAAAGAGACAUAAGUCACGGCGUCACAGGAGUCGACGUCGAUCACAUUCGAAGGAGGCGAGAAAAAGGCGGAAACACAAGCACAAACACAGGUCAAAAGGUCACCAUCGAAGAGACAGCGAGAGAGACAGAGAAAGGAGACACAAAGAGAAGCGCCGAAGGAGGCGAAAGAGAGCUAAACAUGGGGGCAAGAAGAGUCACAGACAUUCGAGCAGACAUCCGGAUCAUGCGUCCAGUGGCGCGAGAUCAGGCCACAGAGAGCGCGAGAUGUCUGCAGACAACAGAGAUCAUAAUAUCAGGUCUCGUGAGCGGAACCCUAGGCCUCAAAACGGCAGAAUAGACAAAAGAGAAGACCUCGUGCUCAAAGAUCCACAAAAAGCAUUGGCUGAAAGACUAGCUAAAGUGAAAAGAGACGAAAACAUUUCAAUUCCACCACCGUUAUUGGGCGAAAGAGGAAACAGCGGAGACAGACAGGGAGAGAUAAGCAAAACUGCAGCAGAGAUAGCCCAGAGUUUCUUGGAAGCAACGGCCAAUGCUCCAGUUAAGACCUUGACUCAUCCGCCGCCUCUGAUGGGCGAGAGCAGAAGAGACAGAGGAGGUCCACCGCCUAAGGGACGCAGGAUGAGUCCACCGCCCCCGGAACAUCGGAGAGGAAAUGGACCGCAGAUGCCCGGAUCAUCAGGCGGUGGGAGGAGAGAUCGGGGGUCCAGCUGGAGUCGAUCACCCCCAAGGGGAGGGGAAAAUAGCAGAAGAGGAAGGGGACAUUCAAGAGACAGAGAGAUCAUGCGUGAUGGAAGAGGUGGCGAAGGAGGAGGUGGUAGUCGGGGCGAUAGGAGGUCAACGGGGGGAAGAGACAGAGAAGAGGAGAGAGGUAGAAACAACAGGAGGAGAAGCUCAUCGGCAGAGUCCAGUGAUCAAGAAGCCUAUGGCAGAUUCAGACCGGGUAGGGACUACAGCAGAGGAGGGCGUGGCAAGGGUGGUGGAGGCGGAGGGAGAAGAAAUAGGGAGAGGGAGAGGGAGGAAUGGAAAGAGAGACAGCAGAAGAAGGAUGAUAUGAACAGAGAUAGGGUCAAAAGAGAGACGGGGAUAGCUGUUCCAGAAUACUACAAAGCAUCUGCGAUAAAUCCUGAACACUUCGCUGAGCAGGAGCGGAAGCGCAAGCUGCUAUGGGGAAAUAAAACCAAAGACAAAGACACUGGAGUGUCAGCUUCUAAAACAGCAUCUAUUUGGGAAGCGACUUCUUUUCAGGACGACACGAGUAAUCAGAAGUUUCGAAGACUAAUGGGAAUCAAAGAAGGAGAGAGUGAUGGUGCGUCUAAAGCAGAAGGAGGUUCGGCCAGUGGCAACAACGGCACCUCCAGUGGCCCCGGAGAAGCGAGCAAACUGGCACAGAAGCAGGACGAACUGUUCCGCAAACUUGACCAGCAAUACGCAGUUGCCAGACUACAGACACAUACGCAGAGAGGAACUGGGUUAGGUUUUAACUCAUAGCACAGAAGAUGCACUGAAUUCCAAUUAGGGAAAUAAAUCCCAGCGAGAAUAGCCAAUCGGAUUGAAGAGAUGCGUUUUUAUUUCCAUAUAUGGACAAAAUGACAAGCGCCUACGUGAGUAGUAGCUGAGCCAAUAAGAAUUGAGGAAUGACAAAAAGAGUUGGCCAAGUGAAGUAGUGUCGAUAUUUGUGCAAUCGAAUAAGCUAUGGUGCGAAAAAAUGUCAAAAUAAUCUAUAUAACUUUUCUGCAAAAUAAUGGUGAUAUGCCACAAAUGCUGCUGUAUUCCUUAAAGUUUCAUUUAAUUUUUUCCAAUUAUCUUGAUAUUUUCCUCAAUGUUACUUCAGACUUCACAUUUGUUUCAAUUCUUUAAAAUCUUAUAGUUGCCUUUUAGAAUAAAAUUUUGGUCAU